UCUCAAAAACGAAAAAAAAAAAUCAAAAUCCUUCCCCCUUUCAAAUUCGAAAUUUCGAAUCAAACACGCGCACGCUCCUCUCUCCUCUCCCCUCUCGAUCGAGGCACGCUUCUCCGCGGCGGCGGCGCGCGACCGGAUCACGGCGGCGGGGGAGGGGAGGGGAGGGGAGGAUGCAGCAGAAGCCCGCGGCGGAGGCCAUGGAGGAGGAGUUGAAGGGGGAGGCCGUGGGGCCCCGCCGCCCCGGGCUAGGGUUAUGGUUGGCGGCGCGGCGGCGGCUGGCCCCCGACGACCCCUUCUUCGCCGCCGGGGACAUGGAGCGCGAGCUCCUCGCCAAGCAAGUUGCUCUGGAUCUCUCCGAAGAUGAACGGUACCAGCUUGAGAGGAUGGAAGUGGCGAGUGCCAACUCUUGCAGUGCCCUUUUAUGCCCAAUUUCUGGCUGUGGUGCUCAUCUAGAUUGCCUGGAGAACUUUGAGGACCACUAUCGCACCCGUCAUACUGCUUCAUGCUCUGUAUGUUGGAGAGUGUAUCCAACUUCAAGGCUGCUGAGUAUUCAUAUUUCUGAGGCACAUGAUUCCUUUUUUCAAGCAAAAGUUGCCCGUGGUUUUCCAAUGUAUGAGUGUUUGGUGGAGGGUUGUGGGGUGAAGUUGAAGAGCUACAAAAGUCGGCAGCAGCAUCUUCUUGAUAAGCACCAGUUUCCCAAGUCAUUUGAAUUCUUCAAAAAAGCACGCCCUUCGCAACGCCAGCGGAACAAGAACCAGAAGCAACGGCAAACAGUUCACAAGGGAGACGAGACAAGCGAAACACUAAUGGAUGUUGAUGGGAAGAAGAGCUCAAGGUACAUGAAUUCCAGAUAUCGGCCAAAGCAACAUGAUGGAAAAGAGUCAAAAGAAAAUGAGCAUAGUAGCUGUAAGGAGGCCAAGAACAACGAAAUGGAGGUUGACAAGCAGGUUGAUGAGCUUGCUUCGGCCGUAUCAAGACUGAGCACAGCGGAUUCAACUCCUUCUAGCAUAAGCUUUGGUCAUCGUCGCUCUCGCGGUCUUGCUUUUGUCCCUAGGUCGAUUCGGCAAAACAAGCAGGUUUCUCAGACAGAACCAAAAUGACAGCAUUUGAUACCAUCUUUCUCUUCAUUGCUGAUCUCGGAUGCAUCAACAAUCCUGAAUGUGCUGUUUCCUGUACCUGGACAUUCACCGAAUCCACUAAUAUACAUUCUUGUAGUUGUAUCACGAGAUAUGUCUUCUAGCUGGUUAUCCUUGCUUAUGGAUGUACUGAGCUUCCUGUUACUGCCAUGUAGUAGAACAAUUUUUCUGAAGCGGCAAAUAUGAAGUGCAAAAUACAAGACAGUUCUUGUGGUUGAUCGAUUUA
Messenger RNA from Oryza sativa Japonica Group (Japanese rice), 1362 nucleotides. RefSeq lists its product as uncharacterized. NCBI's taxonomy places the organism in Eukaryota, Viridiplantae, Streptophyta, Magnoliopsida, Poales, Poaceae. The record is from RefSeq and is a predicted model, not a curated record.